Gigantopelta aegis is the source of this 1026-nucleotide messenger RNA. Its product is annotated as neuronal acetylcholine receptor subunit alpha-2-like. Lineage: Eukaryota; Metazoa; Mollusca; Gastropoda; Neomphalida; Peltospiridae. Gene Ontology annotation, biological process: monoatomic ion transmembrane transport; chemical synaptic transmission; nervous system process. Gene Ontology annotation, molecular function: neurotransmitter receptor activity; transmembrane signaling receptor activity; extracellular ligand-gated monoatomic ion channel activity. Gene Ontology annotation, cellular component: membrane; synapse; neuron projection. Bases 1 to 1026 code for a protein of 341 amino acids. The record is from RefSeq and is a predicted model, not a curated record. The transcript has a single exon.
AUGGAAGACAUCAGCGAAGCAGAUCAGACGAUGCUAACGAGAGGGUGGCUUGAAUUAUCGUGGCAGGACGAACUGCUUUCCUGGAAUGCUAGUGACUAUUCUGGGAUUGAUUCACUGACCUUACCCAUUAAUAAACUGUGGAUACCUGACAUCACACUGCUGAAUGAUGUCCAGGGAUAUCAGCUCCUUUCAGACAAAGGUGGAAUGCUGAGACUUUCAAACACUGGGCAGGUACACUGGUAUAUUGGAUUAGUGGUUGGGACCACGUGUACUAUAAAUGUUGUUCGUUUUCCGUUUGAUUCACAGCAAUGUUUUUUAAACUUCUCUCAGUGGAGUACGCAUUCCAAUGAAGUAGACAUUAAACCAAUCGUCGAUCCAUAUAUGUUUGAAGAAGACAACGGUGAGUGGCGUUUCCUAAAUCAGUCCUACAUCCGUGAGGAGUUUCAAGACGCUGACACAGUGCACACUAUAGUGUUCAUAGGAUUCUCGUUUCAACGGAUGCCACUAUCGUUCAUUAUUUCUGGAAUCAUUCCCAUGGUACUCAUUUCUAUUGUAAACCUCGGCUCGUUCAUGCUUCCUCUAGGUUCAGAAGAGAAAGUGUCGAUGGGGGUCUCAGUUUUGCUAUCCUUUUACAUUUUCAUCUCCGGCAUCAACAGUUUGCUACCAGACGUGUCUAAUAAGGUGUCCAUAUUCAAACUCUAUGUCGUGAUCAUGCUGACAUUGAAGGUUAUGACUACUCUCUCAUCGGUUAUUAUCCUUCAUUUCUAUUACAAGCCCACGUCAAAGCCUCUACCUAGAUGGUUACAGGAACUUCUUCUUGCCAUCUGCAAAAGCCAGCAGACAAAUCAUACAGAUGUUCAACAGGACGCAGAUGUAAAGAACAGAUAUUUGAGUGGAAUCCGAGAACACGGACCAGAUCCAGAUUGGAAAAUGGUUGCAGAAACACUGAACACUGUUUGUUUCAUUACAUUCGCUGUUCUUACCCUCUGCGUUAGUGUAAUUUGCUUCUAUGUCAUGGUGAUGUAG